This is a messenger RNA of Salvia splendens (bonfire salvia), 873 nucleotides long. RefSeq names its product ethylene-responsive transcription factor ABI4. The coding region runs from base 1 to 873 and encodes 290 amino acids. The transcript has a single exon. Lineage: Eukaryota; Viridiplantae; Streptophyta; Magnoliopsida; Lamiales; Lamiaceae. Gene Ontology annotation, cellular component: nucleus. Gene Ontology annotation, biological process: positive regulation of DNA-templated transcription; response to stress. The record is from RefSeq and is a predicted model, not a curated record. Gene Ontology annotation, molecular function: DNA-binding transcription factor activity; transcription cis-regulatory region binding.
AUGAGCGGUGCUGCAAUUUCAGACCCUAAUCAUCACCCUCCCCAAGACGAUCACCCCAACAUCAUCAACCCCUCUCCCGCCGCCUCCAAAAAGGGCAAGGGCAAGGGCGGCCCCGACAACGCCAAGUUCCGCUACCGCGGCGUCCGCCAGCGCAGCUGGGGGAAGUGGGUGGCCGAGAUCCGCGAGCCGAGGAAACGCACGCGCCGCUGGCUCGGCACCUUCGCCACCGCCGAGGACGCCGCCCGCGCCUACGACCGCGCCGCCGUCAUCCUCUACGGCUCCCGCGCGCAGCUCAAUCUCCAGCCCUCCGCUGCCAAUGGCGAAGGCGGCGGCGCCUCCUCCCAGUCCUCGUCACGGAGCAGCUCCUCCUCCUCCUCCUCCGCGCAGACGCUCCGCCCCCUCCUGCCGCGGCCGUCCGGCUUCGGCCUCACGUAUCCAGCGCCCAAUUUCUUGCAGUACGGGUUGUACCCCAGCGUACAAUACCCUAACAUUUUGCCCCAAUUAGCUCCGCACCAGCCGUCCGGAAUCCCUGAUUUGGGGAUUUCUGAGUCCAAUUCCCAAAUUAGGGUUUCUUCAAAUGCAGUUACAAACCCUUCCUAUCCAAACCCUAACAAUCACGAUUGCCAACAAAAUCAGAAUCAAAACCAGAAUAAUAAUCAGAAUGCGAUUGGUUACGAUGCGAUCAGCUCGCUCGUGUGCUCGACCGGUUCGCUGCUGUCGGAUCCUGCGCCGGUGCCAGCGCUAUCGGAUCUGACGGCGGUUCUGAACGGGUGCGAGCCGUCGCCGUCGUGGCCAUUGAUGGCGCAGGAGGAGGAGUACCCGGCGAUGAGCAUUUGGGACUACGGCGAUCCCUUCUUCUUCGAUAGUAUCUGA